AUGCCCAUCACUGGCGACUGCGAGGGACAAUCAGUUCAUUUUUGCCCCUCCGAGGCCACCCCACUCCUACGCAAUAAUUCUAUCCACCAGAGGACGGGUCACCAUGAUGUCUCGUAUUCUGCAACGGAUGUUGAAUCAGCCCGCUCAUCCACAGAUACGGAUGAAGAAACUCACAAUCGCUAUAUAUCCAGUGCAAGCUCUGCAUCCGAAGGGCUCGAUGUCGGGGCGGGUUCUGGGGCUGGCUUUCCCAGCCAAGAGCCGAGAAUCUCAACUCAAGAUGAAAAGGAUUACGCCUCGAGGUUCAUUGAUGUCUCGCCGACAAGGUUCUGGAUCAUCUUCGGCGGCAUUAUGAUCGGCUACAUGAUCGGCUUCUUUGACUCGACCCUCAUGGCCUCCAGCCAUCCAGUCAUCACUUCCUAUUUCAAUGCAGCCAACUCAGCCUCCUGGCUAUCGACGGCCUUCUUGUUAACCUCGACCGCAUUUAUGCCUCUCUUUGGACGCAUUUCUGACGCAUUUGGCCGCAAGCCUGUAUAUCUCUUCUCUAUAGCCAUGUUCUUCUUCACGACAGCAGGUUGUGGCUUGGCGCAAAGUAUCGGCGGAUUUAUUGCUGCUCGCGCUUUCUGUGGGCUUGGUGCGGGCGGCGUCUUCUCCAUCGGUCAGAUCAUCUCGAGUGACUUGGUACAUCUCGAGUAUCGCGGGGUCUACCAAUCAUAUAUCAACCUGUGUCUCGGCAUCGGCGGUAGCCUCGGCCUUGCUUUUGGGGGCUACCUGUGUGAUCAUAUCGGCUGGCGGGGUGCGUUUUUCAUCCAACUGCCUUUCAUCUUCGUUUACUUUAUCGCAGCCGCUUGGACAGUCCCGGCAGACCUUGGCAUUAAACACACUGGAAUGGAGCGCAUGAAAGUCUGGCAGUUAGUCCGGAGUAUUGAUCUAUUGGGAUCGACCAUCUUGAUUAUGUGUGUGACUCUCUUGAUCCUCGGUCUGAACUUUGGAGGGAAUGUCUAUCCUUGGGGCCAUCCGCUCAUUAUCAUCUCACUGGUGUCAUCGUUAGUCCUAGGGGUUAUCUUGGUGCGCUACGAGCAGUACGUCCCACGACCCGUGCUACCCAUUGAGCUCAUGUCAAAGAACCCUCGAGCCAGUAUUAUCUUUGGCAAUUUCUUUGCCUCCAUGUCUUUACACACCAUGCUGUUCAAUGCUCCGCUGUAUUUUCAGGCCGUGAAGCUGAGCAGCCCGACUGAUUCUGGUCUACGCCUUCUGGCUUCCUCCAUAGCUGUCACUGUCUCCAGUGUGGGCACCGGGUUCAUGAUUAACUGGACCAGACGUCUCAAACCUUUCGUCAUUAUCGGUAUAUUCUUCAUGGUGAUAGGUGGAUUUGCAGCUGCAUCCAUGGGCAUUGACACCUCUCAACCACUCUCCAUGAUCUGCAUCUCAUUUUCUAGUCUAGGCCAGGGAUUCGCAUUUCCCGCCCUGAUGGUAAGCAUUCUCGCAACUAGUGAGAAACAAGAUCAGGCUGUCGCAACAACCACUCUGGGGCUGUGGAGAAGCCUUGGCGCCGUGAUGGGUGUGGCUGUCAGCAGCUGGAUAUUCCAGAAUAGUCUUAUAUACCACCUUAACAACAACGUCACUGGUAUUGAGAAGAACCACAUUAUUGCACUUGUCCGCAAAUCCGUCGAUACGAUUACUCAUUUGGAUCCAAUCCAUCGGCGAGAAGGUGUGUUCUAUUUCUUUGGAAUGUCGGCUUGCUUUGGCCUUACUAAUAACAACUCAGUCACCACGUCAUAUUCCGCGGCUCUUCAACUAACCUUCAUAUCUGCGGCCCUCUGGGGAGUCAUUGUGUUGAUAUUGCUGGGCCGAGUCCAGCUACCGCGAUUGGGAAGAAAAGCCUAG
Penicillium hordei is the source of this 1884-nucleotide messenger RNA. Its product is annotated as putative MFS multidrug transporter. The coding region runs from base 1 to 1884 and encodes 627 amino acids. Gene Ontology annotation, cellular component: fungal-type vacuole membrane. Gene Ontology annotation, biological process: transmembrane transport; basic amino acid transport. The record is from RefSeq and is a predicted model, not a curated record. NCBI's taxonomy places the organism in Eukaryota, Fungi, Ascomycota, Eurotiomycetes, Eurotiales, Aspergillaceae. Gene Ontology annotation, molecular function: basic amino acid transmembrane transporter activity. The transcript has a single exon.